UCUCCAUAGUCGGUAGUUCAAGAAAAUUCACGAGAUGGCAUGACCGUCGCGGUAUCGCUGCGUGCACGAGACCAAGGAAUAUCAGUCGGUUUCUGUAUCUGUGCGUGUUUGGUGUAGUGAAUCAUACGCCAUUGCUUGUGGUGAUCUAUUCGGUUCCUAACUAUGUAUUGUGGCCAAAUGGAAUCUUUCUGAAAGUUAUUUUUUGUUUUAUUGGACUGUUCCAAUUCUCGUUUUCCGGGAACUGUGAAGGUAAAUUAAUAAAUGGGUGUGUCUGACACGAAUUCUGAGGCUUCAAUGGAGGUUGAAAUUGAUGUCAAACCUGAGAAAAUAGAGAAUGAGGAAACUGUAGUUCAGGACACCAAUUUCUGCAAAAAAAAGAAGAAAAGGAAACACAAACAUCAUCAUAAACACAAAAAACACCUCAAUGACAAAUGUGAUAAACAUGAAAAAAAACACCAUAAGAAAAAGAAACAUAAGAAAGAUGAAGCUGCAGAAAAUACUGUUUCUGAAGCAAAAGUGAAAUCUAAAGACAAUCUUUCUGUUAAGAUUCGUUCUGGAAGUUCAAAGCGUGAAGUCAAGGAAAUAAAAGAAGAAGUAAAAUCUUCUGAUGAUAAACCCCAAAGUGAAGUGGUUAAUGUAAAUGAGAAAGAAAAACCAUUAUCAGAAAAUACAAGCGAAAGUGUUGAAGGUACUGUCAGUGAUGUACAAAAUGUGCCUGCAGUUCCAGAUGUCUCCAAAGAAAAUAAUAAUGACUCAGUAAGUGAAGAAUCAAAAGUUAAAGAGAUACCUGAACUUGUUAAUGGUGUUAAUGCAAAUGACAAUGGACACACGGAUAAGGAAUCUCUAAAACCUGACGAGAAAGAAAUGCCAGUUGUUGAUCUCACUGAACAAAAACAACCCAAGAGUCAGGAUGAAGAAUCAUCAGAUGAUUCAGACUGCAAAAUAAAGGAAGAAUCAGAUUCAGAUAUUGAGAUCACAGUCAUUGAAGAUGAUAUUGAUCUUGAGGAUCUUAUGCGCCAAAAGGCAUUGUUACAAGCACGACUUGGUGCUUAUAUGUCUGAUGAUGAUGCAGAUGAGAAAGAAGAAAAAGGAGAUCCAGAAGUCAUUAACUUAGCUGACUCUGAUGGAGAGUCUACACGUCGGCGCACAGAUCGAAGAAAACGAAAACACAGUAGAAGCAGAAGUCAAAGCAGAGAUAAGAGGGACCGUACAGAAGGUAAAGCGCUUACUCCUGAUCGACGUAGAGAGAGAAAAGAAGAUAGAGGACGGGAUAAGAGGAGAACCUCUCCUCUGGAUAGAUCACGUGAUUUGCGUGAUGUUAAGAGGAGUAGAGAAAGUGAUUUAGACCACCGAUCGCGGGACAGAGAUGAUAAGAAUCAUCACCACCGAUCAUCUGAAAGCAUUCGCAGAGAAAUAGUUAGGGAUCGAAUUGAUGAUAAGAAUCGUGAUAGCAGGAGGCAGCACACAUCGAGGGAACAUGAAAUCUCCAGAAGAAGAUCCACCAGAAGUCGUUCGCCAGUGGGUCAUUCAAGGUCAUUCAGUCGAAGUCGUGAUCUCAGAAAUGAUAGAGAGAGAGAACGUGACAGAGAUAGAGAAAGAUCCCGUUUGGAAAGAGAAAGGGAGCGAGAAAGAGAACGAGAACGUGAAAGAGAGCGGGAAAGAGAGAGGGAUCGUGAAAGAGAUAGGUUACGACGUCAUCGUUCAAGUUCUCGAAGUAGAGAGAGAGAAAGAGAAAGGGAUAGAGAACGAGACAGAGACAGAGAUCGGGACAGAGACUAUCAUCGGUCGAGACAUUCCAGGCAUGGUAGAGAUAGGCGUGAUAAAUCAGAUAGAUUUAAGGACAGUUUAUCUGAGGGCCUAGGAGCUGAUAAAUCAUCAUCUGAAGGAGAUUUAGAAGACAUUGAUAUUGAGGAAGAUGAAGAUGAAGAACAAAUAAUUCAAAAGCGAAGAAAGCAAAGAGAAGAACUCCUUAGGAGAUUGGGUGCUGCAAGUGAAGAUUCGAAUCUUUCUAAUGUCAACAACGCAUCAGGAGUUAGUAGUCCUGAACGCCCACCUCCUUCAGAGGAGAAUAGCUUAAAUGGGCAUGGUGAUACCAUACCACCAAAAGAUGCAGACGAAAGCAAUCCUAUAAUCGAAGACACGUCAAAGAGUCAGGCAUUGAAUCAUAAUCAGACUGAUAAUGAUUCUGCUAGCAAUGAAGCUCUCAUACCUUUGCCAGGGGAAGAUAAGCCAUUGAAACGAGCUUCAAGGUUCACUUCUUAUGAUCCUAAUGAAAGUGACAAGACUGAUAAACGUGACCGCAAAGAUGGAAAGAAGAAUGAAUGGGAUAUGUUUGCUGAGGCUGACCAUUUAGAAACUUACAAUAGCCCUGGAACAGUUGACAAAACACAAGGUGGUCCUGAGAAUCCUAGCUUAACAGACAAUUGGGAUGAUGCUGAAGGUUACUACAGAGUAAGAAUUGGUGAAAUUAUGGAUGGACGUUAUGUUGUUUAUGGUUAUACUGGCCAAGGUGUAUUUUCAAAUGUAAUUAGAGCCAGAGAUAGUGCACGUAGUAAUUUGGAUGUGGCAGUCAAGAUAAUUCGUAACAAUGAAAUAAUGCACAAAACUGGCUUAAAAGAACUAGAAGUAUUGAGGCGGUUGAAUGAUGCUGAUCCGGAUGACAGGUUUCACUGUUUGAGACUUUUUAGACAUUUCUUCCAUAAAAAUCAUUUAUGCAUGGUGUUUGAACCGCUGAGCAUGAAUCUCCGUGAAGUACUUAAAAAAUAUGGUAAAGAUGUUGGACUGCAUGUAAAAGCAGUACGUUCGUAUAGUCAGCAAUUAUUUUUAGCUUUGAAACUAUUGAAAAAAGCUAAUAUUCUUCAUGCAGACAUAAAGCCUGAUAAUAUUUUGGUAAGUGAGAGCAAAUUAGUUUUGAAGCUGUGUGAUUUUGGAUCAGCCUCUCAUGUUGCUGAAAAUGAAAUUACUCCUUAUCUUGUCAGUCGUUUCUACCGUGCUCCAGAAAUAAUUUUAGGCAUUCCGUAUGAUUUUGGUAUUGAUAUGUGGUCAGCAGGUUGUACAAUAUAUGAAUUGUACACUGGCAAGAUCAUGUUCUCAGGGAAAACCAACAAUCAGAUGUUGAAGUUUUUUAUGGACCUUAAAGGCAAAAUGCCUAAUAAAUUAAUUCGAAAGGGACAAUUCAAGGAGCAGCACUUCGAUACUAACUGUAAUUUCCUAUAUCAUGAAGUGGACAAAGUGACCGAGAGGGAGAAAGUGGUGGUUAUGUCAACAUUGAACCCUUCACGAGAUUUACUGGCAGAGUUAAUAGGCAAUCAAAAUCUUCCAGAAGAUCAGAUGAGGAAAGUCAACCAACUGAAGGAUUUACUAGAGAAAAUCCUCAUGUUAGAUUCAUCAAAGCGAGCUGCUAUCAACCAAGCUCUUACACACCCCUUUAUUCAAGAGAAAAUUUGAACUAAUUAUGCAAAAAGUGAAAUGUGUUGCAAGGAAAGGGGUGUGUUGUUGGCUGAAUCCUCUUCAAAAUUGGCUGUGUUUUUGUAAGGAAUUAAACUCUUCUGCAGGACCUAUUGGAAAUUAAUUUUUUGAAGUAUAUGAAGAUGAACGUGUUGUGAACAUGAAUGGACGUCAUUGAAGUUGUUUGGCUGCUUGGUUUGCCAGAAAUUUGGAGGAUCCACAGAGAACAAGAGUGGGGUGAAUGAUUGUUCUUAGAGCUUCUUCAUAAUGUCUUGGGCGCCCGGCCAGCUCUCCUGUUCCCAGACAAUGGACAAGACAUCAUAGCAGCCCAGACAUGUUGAAGGAGCUACAGUGUGAUGGAGCUCCAUAUGUCUUCAGUUGCUGUGGUGCUACCAUCAGUUGUAGCUGUUGAAAGCUCUUCUCCUGAAAUGGGUAAAUCUCUUCAUACUACCCGCAUUGUGAGCUAGAAUUUGAUUACUGUGUAUACAGGAUGGUAAUAUUCAGGUAAGUGGGAAACACUUGUAAGCAGCUCUGUAUUUUUAAAUUUUUUUAUGAAUAAUGUUUUUUUAGAAAUUUUAUUUAUUAAUUUAUUUAUUCAAAGAGAUUAAAAAUUAAACUAUUUUAAUUUUUUAUCUGCACAUGUUCUCAUUAUUAUUUAUCAAUAAUAUUUCACUUUCAAUUUUUUUAUUUUCCUACUUUUUUGUUAUGAUCUUUUUUAUUGUUUUCUGGUGUUUUGAUUUGUCUAGCAAUAGACGGAAAAUGUUUAGACCAACAAGAAUCUCUUUUUGGGGAAUAGUGAGUUUGAGUGGUAUAUUUGAAAAGUUGUAUUUGCAGGUAGCCUACAAGAUGAAAAUCCAUCUAUUACUUAAAGUAAUUUAAUAAUCUUGUAAUAUCAUUUAUUUGACAUGAGUAUUUUCUGUUAUAGAUUUUCAGUGAAGUGAUGCCUUUAAUGUCAAUAUAACCAGUGAAAAUUCAUGGAUAUUUUCAGUUAAUCAAUAAAAGCUUUUGAAAAAUUCUCUUGUUUCAUUUCUUAA
Gryllus bimaculatus (two-spotted cricket) is the source of this 4481-nucleotide messenger RNA. NCBI's taxonomy places the organism in Eukaryota, Metazoa, Arthropoda, Insecta, Orthoptera, Gryllidae. The record is from the annotation of a GenBank genome assembly.